Striga hermonthica is the source of this 795-nucleotide messenger RNA. NCBI's taxonomy places the organism in Eukaryota, Viridiplantae, Streptophyta, Magnoliopsida, Lamiales, Orobanchaceae. The record is from the annotation of a GenBank genome assembly.
AUGAUUACAAUGAUUAGAUUUCUUUGUCGCCCAACUCUUCACAUCUCCUCCACCACCACCACCACUACUCGCCGACACCACUCUCUCUCCGCCGUCCGCCGCCGAGCUUCUUCCGCCUCGUUGCAGCCAUUUUCCCCUUCGCGAGAGAGACUGAGCGAGGGUAGGUUUGGGGUUUUGUUGAAUGUCAGAUCGCCGAUGACUUCGUUACCUUCGCCGGCGCUGCCGGCUCAGCAGAUCGACGGCGGAGUGCUGGAGGCCGUGAACGACGACCAUGGAGGAGUGAUAGUGGAAAUGACCAAUGGACCCCUGGACGCCGCCUCUUACGUUCCCUUACUCAGAACAUCGCUUUCCCACUGGCGGCGGCAGGGAAAGCGUGGUAUCUGGAUUAAGUUACCUAUUGAGCUUGCUAAUCUGAUUGAACCCACUGUUAAGGAAGGAUUCUAUUUUCACCAUGCAGAGCCUAAUUACUUGAUGCUGGUGAGCUGGCUUCCGAGUACUCCCAAUACUCUGCCAGCUAAUGCAUCACAUCGUGUGGGCAUCGGUGCUUUUGUAUUGAAUGAGAAGAAUGAAGUUCUUGUAGUUCAAGAAAAGAGCGGACAUUUUCGUGGAUCAGGAGUGUGGAAAAUUCCCACAGGAGUUGUUGACGAGGGUGAAGAUAUUUGUGAUGCUGCAGUCAGAGAAGUAAAAGAAGAAACUGCGAUUGAUUCGAAGUUUGUAGAAAUACUGGCGUUCAGGUACUUUCCCAUCCUUCUUUACUUACAUAGUCCAUAUAGCUCUUUGCCUGUAAAUUUUUAG